UUUUGUCUUUGACAUAGGCAUUUGAUUUUAUUAUGUAAGUUUAAUUUACUACCAUAUGUUCUCAACACUGUUCCCUGGUUGAAGCACAUAUACAUAUAGGUGUGACUGUCAUCAGUUUUAGCGUGCUAAAACAAUUCUUCCUAGUUGUUAUUGUAGUCUUGUACAAAAAUGUAAUCUUAGUUUAAAAAAAAAGGGGAGUGGGUGGGUGAUUUUUAAUCGUUUCGGCGUGAUAUACAGAGUUUGAAAAAAAUCAGAUUCACCUUGACCAGUAAUAAUGUGGGAACUGUUUUUCGUUAGGUCGUCUUGUAUAGUGUCAUUGGCCGCUAGCAACGGAGAUACCAUAUCGCCAUGAAAAUAAACUACGAGGUAAUCAAAAUAGAUCAUUAACACAUCGCUUAAUCUCUGCGGCGUGGAGAAUUCAAAUUAUUUGUCUUCCUAAUACCAGGUAUAACGCAAACGAGUUGAGGGGAUAACGAUUGGUACAAUUAAGCUGUUAAUAACAGCAUUAUUGACAAAGUGGGACACUUGCUACAUAAUAAAUAAACAUUUAUGAUUUACAACGGACAAAACCAUUGUAAACAAAACAUAUUUCACACUCGUGUGUCAGCUGUGAAUUUGGUUUUUCCCUUCACACUCUCGCGAGGCGGCGCAUUUCACUUUAGAAUUACACACUGGGAUGUGCGCGACGAUUUGACCAUGCUUGGAUAAACUCGAAAAAAAAAAAGGUUAUGUUAUGAAUGGAUUUACUACACAGGUAAACGUGGCCUAGAAUUAGCAGUGUUUCUGCAAUGGAUUAAUUCUAACAUUGUGGAUUUUCCCCCCCUCAUCUGUAAAUGAGAGAUUCUGUGCAAACAUGGAACAACAGGACUCAGAGGCAGAGUUGUGGCCAGAGUUGUCCUCAUCAGAACUAAUCCAAAAUGCCAUCUUGUUCUACAGCCAAGGUCCACUAAAUGGACACCUCACAGGGGAGAGGGCUAGAGAUGUCUUCCUUCACUCCAGACUGCCUCUGACAGUUCUCAGCAAAAUAUGGAAUCUCGCAGAUAUCAGCAAUGACAACCUUCUAGAUGUCAGUGAGUUUAUAGUGGCUGUUCACCUCAUUAAUGGAAUAUUGAGAGGAAGAAAGGUUCCUGCUGUUCUACCAGAAAACCUCACUGUAACAGACCAGGAGGAGGUGUCAGUUGAGCUACCCUCCGUCUCGGAAAGAGAAGCUUAUGUCAAGGUGUUCAAGAAACAUGAUAAAUCAGGAAAGGGUUUUAUAAAUGGUGAAGAUGCGGUUGAGAUAUUCAAGGCAUCCAAAUUGGAAUCUGAAAAGCUGGCCUCCAUUUGGGAUUGGAGUGACCUAAAUAGAGAUGGUCAGUUGAGCAGUGAUGAAUGGUCAGUGGCGUGCCAUCUCAUACGACAUUUAAAAACUGGGAAAUCCUUGAAUGGUGUCCUGAAUCCUUUCAAGAUAGUACCUCAUAAAGUUUCACCAACAUCACUACUGGCUCGGAAAACCAGAAUUGAGGAGUAUGAAAAACACAAGCAGAGACUGAUGCAGUUAAAGGAAAAGCGCAAAAUACAAAUACAGAGAGAAAGUCGAAGAUUGGAACUGGUGAAAGAGAAGAAUCGUCUUCAAGAGCAAUUGAUUGCAAGUUUGAGGAGUAACAGUAUUAAUCUGCUGAGUGAGGAAGAAAUCGCACAACUUAGCCAAAGUAACAAAGAUAAUUUGGAGAAACUUGAGGAAAUUGUUGCAAGGUUGAAGAGGGAACAUGAAUUGGUGAGACAGGAAACAGUUCAGGUGAUUCUUGGAGAGCAGAAGUUACAAGUUGAACAUCGUCUGCUGAAAAAUGAACUGGAUGAACUUAGUAAGCGGUUAGGAACCCAACAUAGCAAGGCCACCAAAGACCCUGAUCCAUUCCAUCAAUUGUAUGAACAAAGAAAAGAGGAGAGGAAGAAAAGCAAUUUGUCCGAGGGGGAGGAACCAGAAGUCCACCUACCCUUCAAUCCAUUUGACACGGAGUCCCUCCAUCACAGUUCGGUCUCUGGAUCACAUUUGUUUCAGAGUCCAAACUCGCUGAACAACAACAACACGAAGCACUCAUCAGAAAUUCAGGUGUUUUUAGAGAGUCUUCGGGAAUUUGGGGAGGAUUUUCUGGUGUCCUGGUCUAAUAGUCCUACCACCAUGUCAGCAACCGAUAGUACAAACACGGAGGGGGAAGAUCUGGUGUUUAAAACUGUUGAAGCACAUGCAACUGAUGACCCUUGGAUAGGUCUGAACUGGAGCCAGAGUAAAUAUGACACUCUCAGUGACCAGAGGUUCCGAGACCUGCACCGGAAACUGGUAGACCUUAAAUCUGAAUUCCAGAAACUCAACCAUGAGGCCGGUGGACAACUUGUCUUUAGGAAUCCAUCUGAUUAUCUCGCAAGGAAGAAGGAAAAGGAGGAAGAGGAACAGAAAGAGAAACAGAAAUUUCCGCGCCGAUCCAAGAGCUCAGCUGAUAAAGAUUCUACACCCAAACGCAGGAGUUAUGUUUUAGACAGGAAAAAUGAUGACACUGAUGCAGUCAGGGAGAAGCGAUUAAACCGCAGGUCUCUUAAUCUUGAUAAAAGAUCCGAGAAAGCCAGAGCCCCAGAGAGACCAUUGUCUUCACCUUUAAGGAGUGACAUACCAGAGUCCUCAUCACUGACACCUAGAACUCAGCUGAAGACAGAGACCAGAAAAUCAGCCUCCCCAUCUACAAGUCCAACACAUCUAGCCUCUACAAAGAAAAUUAGAGCACCUCCACCACCUUGCUCCCCAAGUAAAGAAUCCAGAAUCCCUAAGCCAUCUGGAGCGGGGAAUCCGGAACGACCACCCAGAAGAAAGAAAUCCAGCAGUGGUGAAGAACCUACCUCACCUGCAGUUACCGAAGGCAACACCCCGAGUUCUCCCAGGUCUUCUUUCCUCUACAACCAAGAACAACAGGGGACAUUACUUGGAUCUUCAGCUGUAGAGGAGAAUUUCUCUGUAAUAGGUGUAAAAUCUAAUGACUUAUUAUCUUCUCCUGAGGUCAUAUCAUCUGAUAGAAUUUCACAAGAGCCAUCCUUUGAAUCUGAUCCAUUUGACUUUGAACCAGCAAGGAAGGAUUACCUCACUGUGAUAGAAACUACACCAGUCAGAGACAUUGUGAACUCUGAACAUCAUAAAAAUCAGGAGGAGGAUAUCAUUGUGAAUCAUUUAGAUGUUAAAUUGAUUGAAAUUGUACCAGAAAUUUCUGAAGAAAAAAGCACUGAAAGUAAAGUUGUUUCUUUCUCCAAAGGACAUACUGAAAUUCCAAAUCCAGAAACCGUGUCUCUGUGUAGCAUAGACUCCAUCCCCCCCGAGUUGCCAAGCUCUGCACCACCACCAUUCAUACCGAAACAAACUGACUCUUCUUCCAUUGGGGAGGAAGCUGAGGUGAUUGCACAGGAAGUGAAAGUCACUGAAAGCUUUCCCACAGUCAAAGAAGAGGAAAUAGUCAAACCUAGGGAAAUUCUUGUAGAAAACUCUUCCACAACCACAAAAGAGGAGACUGUCAGAAUUGAGGAAAUUCUGGUAGGAAGCUCUCCUACAGUCACAGACGAGAAAAUAGUAAAAACUGAGGAAAUUUUGGUAGAAAAGUCUACUAAACUUAAUUUCAGUGACAGUUGUUUUGAAAACAAUCUGGUUGAGGAAUCCAAUUUUGUGACAAUGUCUACUGAAGUUAGUGAAGACCUAGUGGUACCCACUAAAGAGUCAAUGGAGAUCAGCUCCUCACUGAAAACAGAGACAGAGGUGAAGGAGGUGGAGUCUGAUACUGAUUCCGAUUUAUCAGACCUUGUAAAUCAGAAUGGCUCUUUUACUCCAGGAGAGGACAAGACAAAUCAUAUUCCUCUGAAUCUGAUGGAUGAUGAGAUUGAAGACUCGGGAGAGAUUCAGCUCCUCUCCUACAGCACUAGUGUCCAGUCACCAACAUCUCAGACAGACUCAGCCUUCGAGGACAUGGUCAACUCCAACCAGGUCAGUCUCAGCAGCACACUUGAGGAUGUCAAGGAUGAGGUCAUUUCAGACUCUCCGGAGCAGGUCACACUGUCAGACAGUCAACCAAAAGCUGAGUCCUUGCUCACAGAGUCAGAUGGUACUGUUACUAACAGCCAGGCUAAGACUGACUUUAGUCCCAUUGCCUCUGAGUAUUCUUAUCAGACUCAUUCAUCCUACAUCACAGAGGUACCACUCACAGAGACUAAGGUUUUUGUCAAGAAAGCACAGCAGUUUUCAGAGGUUGUUAACCAACCUCCCAAGAUGACAAUCCGUUCCACCUCCAAAGAAAUGUCUGAUGAGCAUUUACAGAAGGUUGAUGGGGAGAGGAAGGCUGUGAUUAGUCAGUCUAUGGUGAAGAGGAAAGGCAUCACAGAGUUUGCAGAAGUUCCUAGUAAUGAGAGUAAGCCGUCGGAAGUGAAUAGCACUGUGACACUUGAGGUGAAUGGUGAGAAAGAUCCUCCACUGCCGGUGAAAUUACAUGGAUCUCCAGUAAACUUGGAUGAAAAACCAGCAAAAGUAGACCUCUAUAGUCAUAAUGUUGUACAAGAGGAUGGAAACACUGACACAGUAGAUAGAGAGUCCAUAGCAGACCUUCAUUCAACUCGAAAACAGUGGGAGACACUCCUACAGGGUUCUGGGAAGUCGGAAUCAACUCCCACCAAAGUUACUCCGAAGAAAUCAAAUACGCCAGUAAAACAUUGGGAAGUGAAACUUCCAUAUACACCCAGUCCAACUCCUCAAACUAUUCCUGAACCAGAAAACAAAGAUACACAACCAAGAAAGCCAUUCAAAAUGGAGGAUGAUCCAUACGCAAAUGAAAGUGCAAUUGAGCGUGAAAUUCGUCUUGCAAAUGAACGCGAGGAGAUGUUACGAAAGGAACAAGAGGAGCGACUGGAGCUUACCAAACGUCAAAAUGCCUCAAAAAACCAGGUCAAUACAAAAAUGUUUGAAAAUGAAAAUAACAACAACACGGACUUUAAAGCGAUGUACCACGAGAUGACAGAGGCAGAUCGAGGAUCUGAGCUUCAGAAACGAGAGUCAUUGAUUCAGCAAGAAAUUGAGGAACAGAAGGAGAGAGAGGAGGCCUUAACAACUAAGCCCCCUCCAGCUGUCGCACCUCAGAAUGAAGAGAGCCAAGACAAGAGUACAGAAAGCCUCAUUGCCAAGGAAAUUCGUCUCCAAAAAGAGCGAGAGGAAGAAAUAAAAAAACGACACUCCCUGAAAGAAGAACCAAAGUCAUCUGCACUGGAAUCAGCCGAGACAGAAUCAGUUUUACCAGAGCCCAAAAAGAUGGAGGCACCAGUUACUAAUAACAAAGAAAUCACGUAUGAAGAGGCUGUUCAAGAGCCAUUUCAUCAUGAGGGAGAAAAUCUUAUUGCUAGAGAGCUGCGGGAGGCAAAGGAGAGGGAAGAGGAGAUUCGUAGAAUGAGAGAGAAGGUCCAGGGAGGAAGCAAGCCCAGUCCUGCUGUGGAGCAAUCAAUCAAAAGUCCUAGACAGGAAACAGUGAAAAAGACAUGGCAACCCUCACCAAGUGUUCAAUCCCCCAAAGUUUCUAGUCACACCCCGUCACGCUCUGUGCAUGUUCAGCCAAUAGCAGACUCCGUGGAAGAGGAUCAGACAGACUCCAAGCCAGUGGAAAGGAAAGAAACUCCUAUUGAACGUGAAAUCAGAAUAGCAAGAGAAAGGGAAAAUGAACUAAGGCAUCAGAAAGGACUGCCAUUACUUUCUGAGGUGGUUAAACCAGCUGAAGAUGCUCCAACAAAAUCCUCUGUGAAUGAAGAAGCAGUGUCAUAUAGUUAUAGAAGCAAGGUAAAUACAACAGAGGGAACUAAAUCAAUGAGGAGCUUUGCAACAUCCAGGUUACAAAACGAAAUUCUGAAACAGAAGGAGAGGGAACACAAACUUCGGGAUGAGGGGAAAAUUCUGUCAACAUCAGAAGAACACAUUGGAACACAGAAGUAUGCAGAAGUUGCUGGCAUUCAGAAGACUGAAGGGCCAGUGAAAAGAAACUUUGUAACGAGGAAAAGUACAUCUGCUCUCCCUCAAACAGGUGACAGUCCAAGUUCAUCAAACACCCCCUCUGAAAAUGGGGAUGUGGAACCUCCGAAGAUGUCCCCACAAAUAAGCAAGGAAGAACCAGUCAAAUAUAAGAGACCCGCUGUAAAAAGUGGUGGAGCCUCAUUUUCAUACAAAGAGUCUAGAAAUCAGGCAGAGUCAAAAAUUGAAAAGGAACUUAGGGAAAUGAGGGAACGAGAGGAAGAAUUAAAGAAAGCAAGAGGGGGAACUCUGAGCCCACCUACCAGUCCAAGGGACAACAAUCUAAGCAACCGGAAAGCUCAGUUUGAGAAAGUGUGAUUUAUCGGCCAGAUUUCCACAAGGAUCACCAAUAACUUUGGAACAAAUGAUCCAAAUCACAUGACCUCUGAUCACCCAUGAUGGAGCUUCUAAUUAAUAUAUAUGUAAGCUAAAUGUACACCUUUCCACAGAAAGAAAUGGGUACCUUGUUUCAGCGAUAAAAAUACUUGGUUUUCCAAGUAAUAUGUGAUGACUGAUUCUGCAUGCUGGUAUGUAAAUGAUAAAGGAGAGCCCUCGUCGUGCAGUGGUUCAAAUCUGUGAUACUGAUUUUUUAUAUCAAGUAGAGAAGAAAGAUAACUCACACUGUGGUUUUUAUGUUACAAAUAUUUAACUGCCACAAACAGCAAUAUUUACCAAUAGUUAUGUAAGUUGUCUGCAAGAUCAAAUAAAUAAUUUGUAUUUGUGUACACUUGUAUAUAAAUAAAUUUUUACAUAAUAUGAAAUAUUACAGUAUUAUCACAAAGGUUAUAUUUUUUUUUUCAUUAUUAGAUUAGUACGGCUUAAUCUUUGCUUAUACAUUCAAAAUCUCGAUGUGAUUGCAAAUUUAAAUACUGGUACUAUAUACCUGUAUAGUUUUAAAAAUGGAAAAAAAUCAUCUCAUGUACAAAAAUAAUAUGCAUGUCAAAGGAUCUAUAAUCAGUUUGUUUGUGUAUAUUCAGAUAUGGCUUAAAAAUUUUCAUAGGUUUGCAAUUUCCCAAAUGAUCUAGAACUUGUGAAUUCAUAUAUACCACACACUAUUACAAGUGCACAUAAUCAAUCCUUAUAAUCAUGUUAUGAUAUUAAAAUAAUCAUAUUGUUGACAGUAUAAAUUGUAUCAUAUUUUAAAAAAUAAAAUUUAUUUACUCCA
Messenger RNA from Ostrea edulis (European flat oyster), 7220 nucleotides. RefSeq names its product titin-like. Gene Ontology annotation, biological process: endosomal transport; endocytosis. Gene Ontology annotation, molecular function: protein binding; calcium ion binding. Lineage: Eukaryota; Metazoa; Mollusca; Bivalvia; Ostreida; Ostreidae. The coding region runs from base 854 to 6373 and encodes 1839 amino acids. Gene Ontology annotation, cellular component: plasma membrane; cytoplasm. The record is from RefSeq and is a predicted model, not a curated record. The transcript has 18 exons.